AUGCCAGACGAGAUCAAGUACUCGAGGAACGGCAGAUCCUAUCGCCUGUGGCACACAAAGCACGGCUUCACGUAUGCCGCGAACUGGGUCGUCUUUCCAACCAAGUACAGAUGGCACACCGACGCCUUGUACAAAUGGAUAUGUCCCAUUCGGGACUGUAGGAACAUCUUCGCCAGCAUCAAGGAGCUCGAGCAGCAUACUAUGAAACUCCACGGCGGGCUCCAACUCAACGACAACCUCGACGGCACCACGUCUGUCUUGGGCACUUGGGAGUCUGACUAUCUAAAAGUCAUCUCGCAGAACCGCCCGGCGCCAGGCACACCGGCACCUACCCAGCCAUGUCUCCCUCCUCGCCCAUCACCAGCGGGACAGCAGGAACUCACCCCGCCAUCAUCACCGUCUCAAGGAGGCAGUGCGACGGCUGCGAUCCUCGGUUCGCCCCAAUCCAGCGAUGCCACUAAUCCGCCAACCACCAGUGCCCACCUACAUGACGACAGGGACGUCGCUGUGCCUAUUGUCGAGACACCGAUCACUGCGCGCCUUGAAGCAGCCAAGAGAGGCCACCAGAUUCGGCGGGGGGCGAUGAAUACGCUGGAAGAGACUGCUGAUGGUGGUUGCGACAGCCGGGCGGGGUCCCGUCCCAACGGCAAUGACGACGAAGUCCUCGUUUUCGACGACGACGACGACGACGACGACGACGACGAGUGCCGUUCCCCAGGGGGUGAAGAUGCUGUCUUCACGCCGCAUCCCGUGACACCAGCACACUUGAACAACAGUGACUGGCCGCACUCUUCAGGAACAGCUGCCUCUGCCCAAACGGUGCUCACGCCUGCGGAAUCGGCAUAUCCCUCUGGGCGGCCACGCCGGCGGUCUUCAGAACGUCUCUUCUUGCGACGACUCAGUGCUUCUGGGUCCCUAGCUGGCCUUGAUCCUGACUCGCCUAGUGCCCGUCGGUCCGUGCGGAUCCGCGAGAGAACCGAGUCAUGUUUGUCAACGCCACUGAGUAAACGAAGAGCAGGCGACAAUAGCAGUGCUGGUACUGGUGCUGGAAGCGCCCACGAUGGCAAAGGUGCUAGACCUGAGGAUGGAAUGUUAUCAACCAGCCGGAAGCGUCGGCCGAGCCAGACCAGUGAUAUCUCUGGCAAUGGCCGCGAGAACAACGACCUCACCGCAGAAGAUUUGUACCCGAAAAAUAGCGCGGCAAAGCGCCGCGGCUUGAAGCGGCUCCAGAUCCACGUCCCUCGUCACAGAGCUGACGCCAUCGACAGCAGCAGCGGCGGCGGCGGCUUAUACCCAGGGAAAAGGUUUGCUGACCAGGCACCAUACCCGAGCCCGCCGAACUCGCAACAGGAAUCAGUGGUGUCCUCAUUGCCUCCAGGGAUGUCAUGCUGCACAGAGACUGCGAAGUACGAUUCGUCUUCACCUGCCGCAGGAACCAACCUUUACUAUCCUGGCAGAAGCAGCCCAGGCACCCAGCAGAUGGAAGACUGGGAGAUCAGCCCGGGCAAGAUCAGCGCUACUAUGAUUCCUUCCUCAUCCCUGAGCCACGGGAUCGCGGAGAAGACAGUACCUUCAGUGCCGAAACCUGGCGUCGGCGGGUAUCUCAGAUCACCGGAUCUGGCCUACUCUGCCUCCUACCUUGCGCAGCCGAGCCCCGUCCCUUUGAGUCCUGGUGUGGGGUCCCAUGUUAUCACCGUCAACUCCGGUGACCAACAUCGUUUCCCGGCCUGCAGUGUUGGCACUACCGGUAACGAUGGCGGCAGUCGUGAGCAAGGGAAGAAGGAGAGGGUGUGCAUCGUGACCUCGGGAAAGGCUAUCGUGAGGAUGAACAUGGCAGGAAUGUCGUUGCAGAGGAAGGACAACGGUGCGGCCACGUACGGUGGCCGGGAUAGCCCGGCACCGCAGCAGGAGUUUGUCGUCGGCCAGAACAGCUUAUUCAGGGUCCUGCCCGGAGCCGAGUGCCUGGUCUCGAACCGGUGGCGUGAGCAGCUCGUCUUGCACGUUGUGGAGAUUGCGUGUUAG
This is a messenger RNA of Microdochium trichocladiopsis, 2022 nucleotides long. RefSeq lists its product as uncharacterized. NCBI's taxonomy places the organism in Eukaryota, Fungi, Ascomycota, Sordariomycetes, Xylariales, Microdochiaceae. The record is from RefSeq and is a predicted model, not a curated record. The coding region runs from base 1 to 2022 and encodes 673 amino acids. Gene Ontology annotation, molecular function: protein binding. The transcript has 2 exons.